This is a messenger RNA of Suillus clintonianus, 542 nucleotides long. RefSeq lists its product as uncharacterized. The record is from RefSeq and is a predicted model, not a curated record. The coding region runs from base 126 to 470 and encodes 114 amino acids. The transcript has 8 exons. NCBI's taxonomy places the organism in Eukaryota, Fungi, Basidiomycota, Agaricomycetes, Boletales, Suillaceae.
CUACAUGGCAUCCAACCGGAUUGGGGCUGCGAUCAAGCAGUGACCACAUAUGUUCGCCUCGCGGCUGAGCGCUCAGUCUGAGCCUUUGUUUUUCGCAUAUCAAGUCUUAAAGCUGCUUCUUCUUCAUGCCAUGCUAUGAAUAUUUUCGGCCGCUCAUGUUGGACACCACCUUGAUUUCACUGUUGGCUCGCCGAGCUCUGAAUAUUGGAAAACAAUCACGAACUGCGGCGCUGGCACUUCUCAUAUAUGAACACAUCAUUACCAUCGAGGACGAGGUUGAUCUCAUCUGGUUGAGGAGGAAAAGUUGGGUGACAUAUCUCUAUCAUUUUAACCGCUGGCUUCCAGCGUUAUGGCUUACAUUUGACAUGAUACGACAAAGCCCAACAAAAGUGGUGUCAUCCAAAUUGUGUCACUUACAUGUUGUGCAACAAUAUCAUUGCACUCCUUAUGACCAUCUCUGUUCAAAGUAAGUAUACAACCCAUGCACAAUUGUUGCCCAUUGAACCUUCAUUUGCACCAGCAAUCCUGCAGCUUAGAGGGAG